This is a messenger RNA of Paraglomus brasilianum, 618 nucleotides long. Lineage: Eukaryota; Fungi; Glomeromycota; Glomeromycetes; Paraglomerales; Paraglomeraceae. The record is from the annotation of a GenBank genome assembly.
AUGGCUCGACCUCGACGGCGAAGAAAGAUCAAAAAUCCGUCAACCAAAGUGACAAGGCGUAAUGCUAAUAAGCAUUUCAAGAAAGUCAGAAUUACGGGACAUGACCUGAUUGCUGCAAACUGGGAUCCCAAGGCUACGCUUCGGCAAAACUAUCAGAGACUAGGGCUGAUGUCGAUGCUGAAUGCUCCGGCCGGAGGCGUUGAAAAGGCGAGUCUGGAUAUUGAGGAGGAGGAACUUGAUGUGGAAACAUUGAAAAACAUUUUGGGUCCAGAUGCGGGUAUCAUAGAGCGAGAUGAAGAGGGAAAUGUCAUAAACGUUAUUCUGGGGAAAAGUAAAGAAGAACUAGAAGAAGAUGUGUUUGAUAAGGAAGUGGAACCUGUUCCAGCAAAAACAGAUAUUGUGCGGGCUCUUGAAGAAGAGGCUGCUGUCGUAUAUAAGAAAGAAACAUUUCAAGGAGCAUCACAAAAGCAAUUUAUUAAACAACUGAUCGAUAAACAUGGCAAUGAUUACAAAGCAAUGGCACGGGACAUUAAACUCAAUAUAUAUCAGCAUACUAAAGCUCAACUUAAGAACAAGUGUGAAAAAUAUUUGCGUGAACUGCCAACACCCUCUCGAUAA